AUGGAUACAGCUGGUCGGAUUGUUGAUGCUUGGCAUACAAGUCCCUUUAAUACCGGUGAAGAAGGCUGGGAGGCCCAUUUCAAAGCUCCUUCGCAUGAGACAAGAUUUGUAAAAAUCCAUGGGAGGUUUUGCAAAGGCCCAUUUCGCAUUGGUGUUAAUGGGGAGAUGAGAUCUUUUGCUACUGAUGAUGGGAUCUUUGGAGAGUGA
Dovyalis caffra is the source of this 207-nucleotide messenger RNA. The record is from the annotation of a GenBank genome assembly. Lineage: Eukaryota; Viridiplantae; Streptophyta; Magnoliopsida; Malpighiales; Salicaceae.